AGGUAAAAUUACAAUAUGUUUAGACUAUGUAUUUAGAGCAAGUCAACAUUUUUGAAUGUUAAAUGCAAAAAAAAUUAAGCCUUAAUACCAAUUUCAUAUUGUCAUAUGCAUACUAACUAUAUACAUGUUAUUUAUAACAGAAUAUCAAAAUAUGGCAUAACAUGACUACUCUCCACAUUACACAGAUAUGUAUUGAGAAAUGGCAAUGCAUCACUAAUGUCUGGUAAAGACUGGGGAAUACACAUACAAAGCAACAUUCACAAUAGUUUGACAAGCAUUUCAUCCUUUACACAUAAAACUUUUGCUGAUAUUUAACUAAAGUACCGACGUUAUCAAUAUUUGAUACGUGUAAUGUAAAUAAAAUUAAUACGAUAUUAAAAAACAAAAGAGUUAGUGAGCAAAAAUACGUGAUAAUGUCAUCGGCUACGGUAAGAAAUGUGCCACUACUUGAUGAUGAUACGAUACCUUUUGGUGAAGAGACUGAAAUGCAAGAUCCAAAUGUUGCAACGAAGAAAUAUACGCACCCGUAUGUCACCUUCUUUCAUUUGUUCUUCCGAGUUGCCGCUAUUGUUAUUUACAUGUUCUGUGGUUGGUUUAGCGAUUCAUUUAUAACAAGUUUCGUUUUUGUUGUGCUAUUUUUGUCUGCGGAUUUUUGGACUGUCAAAAAUAUUACAGGGAGGCUUUUGGUAGGCUUAAGAUGGUGGAACUACGUAGACGAGGAAGGUAUCUCACAUUGGGUAUUUGAGUCAAAAAAGUCUAAAAUUAAUAAUAAUGAGGCACGAUUGUUUUGGUUAGGCUUAAUAAUGUGCCCCGUGUUCUGGAGCUUGUUUUUUAUUAUUGCUUUAUUCGGAUUAAAGUUUAAGUGGCUUUUACUCGUAAUGAUAGCAUUAGCACUUAAUGGUGCAAAUUUGUACGGGUAUGUGAAGUGUAAUUUUGGGGCAAGUAAAGAUCUCAAUUCAGCAGCAAGCGACUUCGUGAAAACACAAAUUUUUAAAAACGCAGUCAACAUAAUUACAAAACCCAACCCUCAACCGACUACAGCAAGUGCAACUAAUGUGGUUUAAAAGUUGAUUACAGCAAUUUACGUUAUUAGUAUAUUAUGUAUAUACAUUAAAAACUAUUAC
This is a messenger RNA of Teleopsis dalmanni, 1124 nucleotides long. RefSeq lists its product as uncharacterized. Gene Ontology annotation, cellular component: Golgi membrane. The record is from RefSeq and is a predicted model, not a curated record. Gene Ontology annotation, biological process: vesicle-mediated transport; protein secretion. The coding region runs from base 414 to 1064 and encodes 216 amino acids. Lineage: Eukaryota; Metazoa; Arthropoda; Insecta; Diptera; Diopsidae. The transcript is spliced from 4 exons.